GGAGCAUUCUCGCUGGCAGCCUGGGCCACGGGCAGCCGGAGCCGCGGUCGAGCAGCCAGCCGCUUGGAAAGAGCUUGUCGCCGCCCCCGGAGCCGCCGAGGCCAGCUUGGCGGCGCUGCCCCGCGGCGGGAGAGGGAGCCUGCAGGAGGGAGGCGGCAGCGGCCGGCCAGUCUGCGGCGCCGCCCGGGAGCCCCGCGAGCCCCGCGCCCGCACCCGCACGCACCCGCCGCGGCGGCUCGCGCCUUUCUCCGCCUCCGGGCGCCGGGCCUCUCGGCACUCCCCGCCCCCGGCCAGAGCCGCGGCGCGGCGGCCGGAGGAGCAGCAUGGAUCUGCGGCUCUGCGUGCAGGCGCUCCUGCUGCUCUGGCUCUCCCUGACGGCGGUGUGCGGAGGGCCCCUGCUGCAGCCUCCUGACGGGCAGGGGCUGGAGGAAGGCGAUGUCCGCUACCUGGUGCAGCCCAGAGGGUCGAGAAACGGACCAGGGCCCUGGCAGGGAGGGCGGAGGAAAUUCCGCCGCCAGCGGCCGCGCCUCUCCCAUAAGGGCCCCAUGCCUUUCUGAAGCAGGACUGGAGAGGCCCUGAAGCGCCCACCCCCUGCGAUUCUCUCUACUCUAUAGAUUGGCCUGCUUCUCUGGUGCCCUCACGCCCGUUCGCCGUUCAUCUUGCACCCAUCCCAGCUGCUGAUGGUCCCGCUUCUUCUCACCCACCAGCUUCCCUGAAUUGCGUGGUCCUGCCCCUGGUGCGGGUGGUUCCCUUUCUCUCACAAGGAUCCAUUCAGCCCCUCUGCCCAGCCCCUCCCCAGACUGGCCUUGGAGGCCUUGCACUGGAAGGCCGUCCUUCUUGUCCCUGGCACGCCCCCCUCUCUGGUCCCCACUUCUUGCAUCUAACACCUAACCCUUUACUAGGCGCUUCCUUCCUCAGGUAUGCCCUGGGGGCCUAGUGGAAGCUCCCUUCUUCAAUGGGCUCCAGGAGAUCCCAUGUUUUUGUGUCACUUGGACCCUUCAUCCAGCCUCCAGAGGGGAAUAGAGAGAUGAGCAAUGAGAGACUCCAGUCAGAGGGGCUGGGGCAUUGGGAUGCACACAGGGUGCCUUGGGGGACACUGGAAAGCGGGUUGGUGCUCUGGCAAAGGGUGAAGCAUUGGGGAAGAGGAGGAAGAGCUGCUGUGGCCUCUUCUUCACCCUGAUGCUUGUCUGGGUUAGGGAAGAGGUGAAGGAGCGGGGCCGUGAAGUACUCUGUCACUUCUCUCACCUUUCCCUGUGUUCUCAUACCCUCCCCACCUGCCAACUCCCACCCCAGCUAGUUCAAACUCCACCUCAGGAGGAGAGGGUGCUGGGCCUGAGAUGGCUCUAUACUCUCCCAGGACCAAAAACCAAGCAGGAGGAUCAUUUUGGUCAAGAAUCACAGCCAAAAGGAACCUUGGAGAUCUCUUAGCUCUGCCUCCUUCUGCAAACUCCUAUAAGGACGGAGGCCUGGAGGGGGUAGUGACCUGCUCAGGGUCACUGCUGAGCCAGAAUGAGGACCCGGGUCUCCCAACUCCCACUUGAUGAUGUCCUCUUCCCUCUUGAUCAUGUUUUUCAAAACCCAUUAAGUGCCUUUUCCCGGGGACGGGGCUGAGGGUAGCUGGGAAGGGAGAGGCUAGCCGGCCGUGAACUGCCCCGUGGUGGUGUGGGGACGGAGCUGCUCCCGCCUCCCUGGCCUGCCUCCGCUGGUCCAUUCCCCAAUCUGAGCUGAAAAGUUCUGUAAGUGGCCAGCUGCCCCUCUCCUGCAGCACUCGCAGACCCUGGGUAUUUUCAUGGGGGCAGCUCGGGCACUGAGACUACCAUUGCAACCCCAGUGCUGGUUUUCAGGAGCCAGGACGGGGCCUUGACCAACUGGACUCAAUAGCCUUCCCUUCUUGUUGACUGGACCUUCCUUCCCAGUGACCUGUCCAUCGUAGGGGAGGUGGGGGGAGAAGAAGAAGGAAGGGAGGAAGGGAGGGAGGGGAGGAAAGGAGGAAGGGAAGACAGGAGGAAGUGUAGGUCUGAGCAGGCUUUUUUUUCCAGAGGCCUCCCGGGAGGGAGAAAAGGGAAGACAAGAGCCUGAUGGCCACCUAUGUAUAUAUGGGGGCAGGGGGAGUCAGGGCCCCCCGAGUCCCACAAUAACCCCGAGGUUUGCCUAUCCGCCUCUCCCCGUUACCUCCGCUGCUGCUAAUGCUACUACUACUGCUGCUGCUGCUGCUGCUGCUUCCAGGCCCGCCCUGGGGAGCCAGGCUGGGCUCCUGCCUCCCCCACACCCCUCAGGCUCGGAGUGGGGGCUGGCCAGUGUCCAGAAAGCCUCUUUCGCCACUGACGCCCCUACCAGGGACCGGGCCUUUCCCCCUCCUCCUCUCUGCAUCUCCUGCCGCAUCAGCUGCCCAGCCCCAUGGGGAAGGGGGGAAACGAGGGACAGCUGGGAAAGUCAGGAGACACAGGGCAGAGGACAGUGGGAGGCUGGGGGGCUGUCUUAUUUAAAGUGGUUGUGUAUGAUUCUUAUACUAAUUUAUAUAAAGAUAUUAAGGCCCUUUUCAUUAAGAAAUUGUCCCCUUCCCAUAAUUGUGUUCACUGUGUUUGUAAAGAUUGUUCCAUGUAAAUAUGUCUUUAUAAUAAAGAAUUAAAAGCUGACAAUUUGCCCUUACUCAUGGAGGUCACUUUCAGGAGGGGCGUUCCUGUCCCCUGAGGUCCCUGGUUGUCCCCAUGCCCACAUAUUGCACGUGCAGGGAGGUAAGUGCCUGCAUCCCAAAUUGGUUCUGGGUCAAAUGGCCUCAAACCAGUUUCCCACAAACUCACAAAAGGAAUCUGUACGCUUAAUGACUGGUUCACGUAAAAUUCAGUCCACUUUUAAGUGUUUUGGCAUCUGCCUGGGUGUCCUAUUUUUUUUUUUUUGCAGUGUCAUUUGAAGAAUUUUUAAAAACCCAUUUAUUUAAGAACAUUUUGACUAAAGAUACAACUUCUACUAAAAAUUGUUUUGUAUCCUUGGUGGGUGUCUUCUAUUUUUAUCUACUUUUGAACACUUUCGGGACUUUUUAGCCAGUUUGCCUUUCUUGAAAAAUGUUAUGUUUCCUGCAAUAAAUACAUUUGGUAAUGAC
Equus caballus (horse) is the source of this 3100-nucleotide messenger RNA. It is a transcript of the gene APLN, whose product is annotated as apelin. Gene Ontology annotation, biological process: signal transduction. The record is from RefSeq and is a predicted model, not a curated record. Gene Ontology annotation, molecular function: hormone activity; apelin receptor binding. NCBI's taxonomy places the organism in Eukaryota, Metazoa, Chordata, Mammalia, Perissodactyla, Equidae.